Labrus mixtus (cuckoo wrasse) is the source of this 1925-nucleotide messenger RNA. RefSeq names its product radical S-adenosyl methionine domain containing 1 (gene rsad1). Gene Ontology annotation, biological process: porphyrin-containing compound biosynthetic process. Gene Ontology annotation, molecular function: 4 iron, 4 sulfur cluster binding; coproporphyrinogen oxidase activity. Lineage: Eukaryota; Metazoa; Chordata; Actinopteri; Labriformes; Labridae. Gene Ontology annotation, cellular component: cytoplasm. The record is from RefSeq and is a predicted model, not a curated record. The transcript has 9 exons. Bases 350 to 1705 code for a protein of 451 amino acids.
CUACCAGGAAGUAGUUGUAAACAUACCACAGGUGUCGGGACGUACGGUCGGGAAAUGUACAUUUAGCUUAUAUUUAAACGGUCUGUCCACAGGUUUUAGCUGAAAUGUUCAACAAUUGACCCACAACGUUAAGUUAAUGAUUUUAACUGUAUAUCUUCGACUCUCUUAUCUUAGUUAUCCACGGUUGAGAAAUGUCAUGACCUUACUGUGUUGUCAUGGAAACUACCAUAGUCGAAUGAUGGAGCGGUAGUGAAACAGCUACGAGUGGACAAGCCUUCUCAAGUAGUCUACAGCAUUUAGGAUGCAGUCAGUUAGAUGUUGGGUCAGAUAGAGAAACGCUGCUACAAGAAUGAUCAGACACACGUUUCGAGCGACGUGUGUCCUCUCUGCCGGCGUGCGCUGCUUCUCUGACUCUUCAGUCGGAGAGGUAACUACAUGUGGCCGGACAGACCUCACCAGGCAGGCGUCCCUCUACGUGCAUUGGCCUUAUUGUCUCAGGAGAUGUUCCUACUGUAACUUUAACAAAUACAUACCCAGAGAGAAUAAAGACAAUAUAAUGACUGAGUGUCUUCAGAGAGAGACAGAGACACUGCUGCGGCUCAGUCAGGUAUCACGUAUCACAUCAGUAUUUUUUGGUGGAGGGACUCCAAGCCUGGCUCACCCUUCGACCAUCGCUGCAGUCCUCCACACUGUUUCCAAGCAAGCAAGACUCUCAGAUAAGGCCGAGGUCACUCUUGAGGUCAACCCUACUCCUGUGGGAAUGUCAAAGCUAGAGGACUUUUGCCAUGCAGGAGUGAACCGUUUCUCCAUUGGUGUCCAGUCUUUGCAGGAUGAGGAUUUAAAAAUUCUGGGAAGGGACCACAGUUCACAUCACGCUUUGCAAACCAUCGAAGAGGCCAGGAGGAUGUGCCCCGGGAGGGUGUCUGUAGAUGUCAUGUUCGGACGGCCCAAACAGACAGUUGAAUCCUGGGAAAAUGAGUUGUCUGAGCUGCUGAAAGUGUGCGACGACCACGUGUCUCUGUACCAGCUGACCCUGGAAAGAGGUACCCAGCUGUUCAAACAGGUACAACAAGGAGACAUGAGCGUACCGGCUGACGACGUGACAGCGGAGAUGUACCAGUGUGCCAGAGAGACUCUCCAUCAGCAUGGUUUCCUGCAGUACGAGGUGUCUAACUUCGCAAGACAUAACGCAGUGAGUCAUCACAAUAUGAGCUACUGGAAGGGAAGACAGUACGUCGGUGUUGGCCCAGGAGCCCAUGGGCGGUUUGUUGUUCCUGGGGAGGGAGGUGUCGCUCGCGAGGCCAGGACCCAGACUCUGGAGCCUGACGUGUGGAUGCGUGAAGUCCAGCAGAGGGGACAUGGGACUCGUAGGCGGAUUCAGCUCAGCCAUCUUGAACUUUUGGAGGAGGUGUUGGUGAUGGGGAUGAGAAUGACAGAGGGGAUCCAUCACGAGCACUGGGAGUUGUUCAGCCAUGAACUGGGACUGUAUGAAAUCUUCGGUACAUCUGUUGAAGUCCAAGAAUGUCUACAGAGUGGAAAACUUGUUCUUGAUGAGAGAGGUCUGCGUUGCUCCUGGGAUGGACUGGCUUUACUGGACAGCAUGCUUCCGGCUCUACUGGUGGAGCUGGAACGACGAAUCAGUCCGGGGCUUCAAAGGGAAAACUAUGCUGAUGGAGCAACAGAGAAGACCUCCAACUCGAGAUGACAGCAAGGUUCACAGAGCCACAAGCUUCAGAGACCGCUCACUGAAGUGUGAGACUGACGCGACAUGUUUGUAGUUUUUAAAACAAAUGGAUAUUGUAUAUCCACAUCAUCUUUUUGACACGCCUUACUUGAAUAACAAUAUGUAUUGUCAUAUUUUCCCAAUGCAGUCGUACUUUACUGAUAAGCCACAGAAUUAAAACAUGUAAAACACAUCAAAUCAA